UCGUAUCAUAUUAAAGAGAAAAAAAUAUAUUCUAAGAUAUUUAUAAUAUCAAUCAUGGCGAAGCGGAUUGUAAUAUUCGGAGCUACGGGAAAUACCGGGCUUUGUGUUUUAAAUCAUGCUGUGGAAAAGGGUAUGGAUGUAAGAGUUUUUGUGAGAGAUAAGACCAAGAUACCAGAAAAUGUUAGAAACAAAGUGGAUAUAAUUAUUGGAGAUGUCACCAACGAUACAGAUGUUUCAAAAGCUGUAGCUAGUAGAGAUGCCGUUGUUGUUGCACUUGGUACUAGAAAUGAUCUUAAACCAACUACUGUACUAUCAGAAGGUAUGAAAAAUAUAAUAGAGGCUAUGAAGACGCAUAAGGUUGAAUUGGUUUCUGUAUGUUUAUCAGCAUUUUUAUUCUAUAAGCCUGAUGCUGUACCAGUUAUAUUCAAAGAUCUGAAUGCAGAUCAUCAGCGUAUGUUCGAUCUUCUGAAAGAAAGUGGAUUAAAAUGGAUUGCCAUAUUACCACCACAUAUUUCUAGUACAGAAAAUUUAAAAUAUAUUAUAAAACAUGACGAAUCCCCAGGUCGUGCCAUUUCAAAAUAUGCUUUGGGUGCAUUUCUUGUCGAUUGUCUCGAACAAUCAGAUCAUUAUCAAAAAAUAUGUGGUAUUGCAACUGGCUCAUAAUUAUGAAUUUUGGUCUCAUAGAAAACUAUAUGCACAUUAUUAGUAUUGUAAUCUAUUUGUACAUUACUCACACAAAUCAGUCUUUUGAAAAAAUGAUGGGAAAUAUAAUAAAAUCAAUUGAUAAAAUUAUUAUAACAUCAAAAUAAAUAUGUAUGAUAUUGUAACAUAAUUAUGCUAAGCAGGUUAUCAGAAUAAAACUUCAAUCUACCAAAAUGUCUAUUUAAAAAUCAUAAAA
Vespula pensylvanica (western yellowjacket) is the source of this 898-nucleotide messenger RNA. RefSeq names its product flavin reductase (NADPH). The transcript has 5 exons. The record is from RefSeq and is a predicted model, not a curated record. NCBI's taxonomy places the organism in Eukaryota, Metazoa, Arthropoda, Insecta, Hymenoptera, Vespidae. Bases 55 to 663 code for a protein of 202 amino acids.